CCCCAAGACAGCACAACACAUUGCGGGUUCAGACCAAGCAAGUAUGUCACCAGGUGAUCCGCCUACGCACCUGGCCCCGACCGGGUUUGCGGCCACUAUUCUUGUUGUUACCUGUGUUCUCGCUGGUCUCUCCUUUCUCACGGUUUCCCUGCGUACUGUGGUGCGGUUCGCAGACAAAUUAUUCGGCCCGGACGAUGGCCUGAUGCUUGUCGGUUUGGUCAUCUCCUACAUCAGUUAUCUCGUCUCCAUCUCAAGCAUCGUAACGGAUUUUGCAUGCGCGAUUGUUCCUAUAUUCAUUCUCUGGAGGACCCAGAUACGAGCCCGGGCCAAGUUCGCGGUCGUGGUUGUGUUGGCACUCGGUACCUUUGCUUCUGUUACUACCAUUGCGAGAAUACCGUUUUUGAAAGCCUACAGAGAGCCAGAAGACAACUUCCUGUACAAGAUAGGAUAUGUCAUUAUACUGUCACUGUCCGAGUGCGGCAUCGGCCUCAUCGCCGGAUCCCUGCCCAUGGUCCGCCGUCUCGUCCGCAAGUGGCGCGGCCAAGACGACGAGUCGAACGAUACCUCGCGGCUCACGCCCCUUUCAUUCAUGACGUUUGGCGGCAGCGGACGCAGCCACCGUAAUACCAUUGCCAGUCUCGGUCCCCGCGGACGAAACGGAAACCCAGCCAGAGGAAUCUCCCAGACCACCGUCCGCGCUGCUCAACCAAGUGAGCAGUGGGAAAAACUGGAGAGCGGAUCGGGCUCUGCCCGCCUCCCCACACCCAUCAAGGACCAGGACAAUGGCGAGAGCCCUUCCUCCAUUCACGAACGGCGCUCAGUCACCAUUGAGUAUGAGAUCCGAAGCCUGCCUGGACUAUCCGAAACACGAAGCCUGCCGCGGUUCUCUAGGUCGAGCUGGGCAGACUCCCUCAACAGGUCUCGCAGCAACAGUGCU
Molecule: messenger RNA, 937 nt
Organism: Clonostachys byssicola
Lineage: Eukaryota; Fungi; Ascomycota; Sordariomycetes; Hypocreales; Bionectriaceae
Source: the annotation of a GenBank genome assembly